Molecule: messenger RNA, 654 nt
Organism: Vicia villosa (hairy vetch)
Lineage: Eukaryota; Viridiplantae; Streptophyta; Magnoliopsida; Fabales; Fabaceae
Exons: 1
Coding region: 1-654 (217 amino acids)
Biological process (GO): base-excision repair
Cellular component (GO): nucleus
Molecular function (GO): DNA-(apurinic or apyrimidinic site) endonuclease activity; double-stranded DNA 3'-5' DNA exonuclease activity; phosphoric diester hydrolase activity
Source: RefSeq, a predicted model, not a curated record
AUGAUUAUUUAUUCCCUAAACAUUAGAGUAGGUGGCAAGAGGGUGAAGAGGAAGAGAAUUGGUUACAAUAUUCAGAGAGGUAGGGUUGAUUUAGCUUUUUUACAAGAAACGAAGUUGAGGGAUGUUCAACAUCAAUAUGUUAAGGAGAUGUGGGGAGAUGAGUGGGUGGAGUGGUCUCACCUAGAGGCCGAGGGGGCUUCGGGAGGUAUUCUCAUUAUGUGGAGGAAAGAUUUCUUCAAACUUAUUUAUAGUUUCCGCGGAGAGGGAUUCUUAGGCGUUUGUGUGGAAAAGGAUAACAAAAGAAUAUAUUUUGUCAACAUUUAUGCUUCAUGUGACCACAAGGUUAGAAUGAACUCUUGGAGAAAGAUUGUGGAUUUGAAGAGGAGGAGUAUUGAUGGAUCUUGGUGCAUAGGUGGGGAUUUCAAUAUUGUCACAUCAUCGGAGGAGAGAGUUGGUAUUUCGAAGAAGAAUUAUAAAAGGGAGAUGGCCGAUUUCAUUGACUUUAUUAAAGAGAUAAAGUUGGUGGAUCCACCCACGAUUGGAGGGAAAUUCACUUGGUCAAAUAGGUGUGGUAGUGCGAUGAGUAGAUUGGAUAGAUUUCUCUUGUCUUCAUCCUUUAUUGACGAUUGGAAGGUGGAAGGUCAAACUCUCUAG